AUGGCGUGCAUGGGAUCUUGUUUUGCAAUCGUGCUGAUUGAUGGUAGAGAACGCGUUGUAGAAUAUGAACGACGCAUCCAGAACCUGGAGAACCUGCUCAAAGAAAGAAGCGAGUUGCAACCGCAGGUCCAAAGUCAGCCCCUGCAACCUCUCCCGCUACACGACCCAAGUGAAUCGAUAUCUCUGUCAAUGUGGGUAGACACCCUCCGCACAGAAGUUGAACAGUAUCCCAUUCAGGUCUCUUCCGACCUCGAUCCCUCCACCUACCAAGGGACGUAUCGGAUGACAGGAUCGGCAUCUUCUAUGUCCGGAUUCAACACCUCAGUCAGUCACGAGCCCUCCGAAGAAGCCGUGCUCCCGUCUGUGGAUAACUACGAACCCUCUGCAGACUUCGAAGAGGACGCAGCGCUACUACAAGAUCCCUUGUUUCAACCACCAUCUGGACUGGAAGACCUCACUGUGAACGACUCAGUCAUUGUGCCGAGUACCAUGUGCGCAAAGAGCCUUCCCGAACCGGAGCUUGGAGCGUCGCUGCUGGCCGAAUUCUUGGUCGAUUUUAACACGGUCUAUGGACUUUACCGCCCUAAUGAGAUAGCAGAGCACAUUAGGAUAUGCUACGAGGGGUAUUCAGACGGUACUGCCCUUGCGUGGGCGAGCGCCUACGUUGUGCUGGGUAUUGCUCAUCGAGCGCGUGCGCAGAGCAACAUAGCCACGCCCAUGGAUAACGAGCUCGCAGACUACUACCUCCACAGGAUUCUACCGACUGUGUCUGGCUUGUUGAUUGCGCCGCCAACGCUGGGCCUGGUGCAGUGUUUGAUUGGGCUUGCCAUGCUCAUCCGUACUUCUUCACACUCACAACCAAGUGGGGUUUUCAUAUCGACUGCGCUCCGGAUAGCGCAAUUCCUCGCAUACGAGCAGGAAGACGGUGAUGAUCUUUCCACCCAAGUCGCCAAGGUCGAUGUCGAGCAGCAACGCCGCGUCUUCUGGUGCGCAUUCAUGCUCGACACUGUGGAAUCCAUCUUCUCCAACGCCCCGACCACCCACCGCAAAGAAGACAUCCGCGCCCCCUUCCCCGACGAAAACCCACAGGAUUCUCUCGGCUCAGUUGCUGCUGCAGAGGGUGACUGGAAAGUCAACCUCUUCGCGCUGCGCAUCCGCCUCGCGCUCCUCCAGUCCGACGCCAUCGAACAAGUUUUCUCGAUCAGCGCGCGCGGAGGCGACCGCGAGGCCGCGGCGCGGGACGUUUUAUCCCGCCUGCAGGCCUGGCGCGAUAACGAGGUCUUCCGGCACAGCCCCGAGCAGCUGAUGCAGCUGCUGUACCGCUCGGACCUGAUGCAUGUACUCGCGGUGGAGGCCUCGUACUUCGCGACCGUGUUCCGUAUCCAUGCGUUCCUCUCGUUGGGCAAGAAUCCCCUCGUGAACCCGUUUUCAGCGGACGUGUUGGCGAUUCUGGCGGGCACGAAGGAGCACGGGGCGUACAAGGAUGCAGAAAGACUGCUCACGCAUCUAACGCUGAUUCCGCAUGGCGAUAUUGGGGUGUGCUGGAUGAUCAAACGCCCUGUAAUUGCAGCGUUGACCACGGUGCUGGCGCAUCACGUGCAUGCGCUGGAUAGUACGCUGAAUUCUGACACUAUGCGUGAAUACGCGCGUAUCUUGAAUACGCUCCGGAUCCUGGCUGAGAAGAGCCAGGAUCUAGAGCUGCUGCGGGCGAGAGAUGUGUGCAUGGCAAUGUAUUCACGGGUCGAGACGGGGCUGCGGGUGCGGUGGUUGGAGGAGCAUGUUGAUGCUGUUGGGAUUGGUAGUAAUCGCCACUCGCAGACGCUGGCAUAG
Paraphaeosphaeria sporulosa is the source of this 1830-nucleotide messenger RNA. RefSeq lists its product as uncharacterized. Gene Ontology annotation, biological process: DNA-templated transcription. The coding region runs from base 1 to 1830 and encodes 609 amino acids. The transcript has 2 exons. Gene Ontology annotation, molecular function: DNA binding; zinc ion binding. NCBI's taxonomy places the organism in Eukaryota, Fungi, Ascomycota, Dothideomycetes, Pleosporales, Didymosphaeriaceae. The record is from RefSeq and is a predicted model, not a curated record.